AUGGAGCAUCCCUCUCAUGUUGCUGGUCUAGACAAGAACAAAAAGGAAAAGAAGAAGAAAGGGAAGAAGAUCAUGGAGAGGCCUCGUGAAACAGUGGAUGAAGAAAAUAGAGUUUUGAAGGGAGAUGGAUCUAGUGAAGGAAACGAAGCCUUAAAAGAGCAUGAUUUCAGUGCAAAAAACCGGAAACAAAAGGUGAAGAAGAAGAAGAAAAAGAACAUGGAGAGUGAUGAUGAAUUUCCAGGGAAGAAUAAUUCUAGCGCCAGUGCAGACACUGCUGAGAAGGAAGCAGCAAAGGAGCUGCCUUCAUCUAAUUCCAACGCAGCCAAGAAGAAAGGGAAGAAUACAAAGAAUGAUGGUGGUUCUACGACCCUAACCAGUGUUGUCAUAGAUCAACCCCCAACAAAUGGGACAUGUGCUAAUUUGGUGAAAAUUUAUGGAUACAAAUGCCAAGAACUCGAAGUGGUAACCGAUGAUGGAUAUAUACUUAGCGUGCAAAGAAUACCGGAAGGUCGUGUUGGUACCGGUGGCAAUGGUGAUGCAAAGAGGCAGCCAGUUCUAAUACAACAUGGGGUCCUUGUAGAUGGAAUGACAUGGCUUCAGAAUCAACCGGAACAAAAUUUACCAACCAUUUUAGCUGAUCAAGGGUUUGAUGUCUGGAUUUCUAACACUAGAGGCACCAAAUUUAGCAGUCGACACACCUCUCUUCACCCCAAUCAACAGGAAUUUUGGAAUUGGUCAUGGGAUGAAUUGGCAAAAUUCGACCUUCCAGCACUCUUUGAUUACGUGUACAAUGAAACAAGACAGAAGAUACAUUACGUAGGUCAUUCUCAGGGAACUUUGACAGCUAUGGCAGCAUUAUCGGAAGGAUUAUUGGUGGAGAAGAUUAAAUCAGCUGCUUUGUUGAGCCCUGUUGCUUACUUGAAAACCACAAUAUCAUUGCUUACUCUUAUUUGUAAAGAAACAAGUGUAUGCCCCAACUGCUGCCUCAAUGGCUCCACUUAUCAUCUCUUUGCAAACAAUCAGCCUCAACCUACAGCAAUGAAGAACGUCCGGCACUUUGGACAAACCAUUCGCAACGGGUUCCUGGCAAAAUACGACUAUGGAUCUUCUGAGGCUAAUAUGCAGCGCUAUGGAAAAGCGAAACCACCUGUUUAUAAUCUUUCUAAUAUCCCCAGUGACUUGCCUCUCUUCCUCAGCUAUGGACUGCGAGAUGGACUAUCUGAUGUUCAAGAUGUUAACCUCUUGCUUGACAUUCUCAAGCCCCAUCAUGAUGCUGACAAGCUCACUACUCAAUACAUCAAGGAGUAUGCUCAUAUGGAUUUCAUUUUUGGAGUAAAUGCUAAAGAUGUUGUGUACAAUCAAGAAGAAGAACAAAGUGCUCAAGAUGUAGCGUUGAAGCAGAAGGAGAGAAGAGAGACGCAAGAGGAGGGAGAGGAGGAGGAGAAAGAUGUCAGAUUAUCUCCCAGAAGACAUCUUGACAAAUAUCCUAGCAAGAUUGCCAGUGAAGCCAUUACUGCAAUUCAGAACGAAAAUCGUUACUUUUUGUACCCAGAUAAGGAUUUUCCUACAUGCAAUGGAGAGAAACUUGAUUUCCCUCCUCAUGAGGGAAAAGAUUAUGAAUCUGACGUCUUGUUCGAUAUGGUCUCCCUUGUGGGUUCAUGUAAUGGUGUAUCUUGUCAAAUUGAUGACCGUUAUGAUGAUGAUAGGUCCAAAUAUUGGGCUUUUCUUUGGAAUCCUAGUAUUAGAAAGACUGUCCCUGUUCCUCAUCCAAAGGAGGCAAAAUUGCCGCCAUUGGCUGAGGUUUACUCGUUGAAGAGUGGAUGCUGGAAAAUGUUGGAAAAUGAUCUGAAAUAUGUGAUUAAGAGGGGUUCAAGCAUACGAAAAUUUGGGGAAAUGACUGUUCCAGAUUGUGUAGUUUUUAGGGACGAUAUGGACUUGACUGUUACUGUUUUUGGUGGAUUGCUUUCGUUGGCUGCCUCAUGGAGACCAUACUAUAGCGAUGUAAGUUAUUCAAUUUGGCAAAUGAAAGAGUAUGGUGAUGCCAAAUCUUGGACCAAACUUUUCAAUAUUGAACAGCCGAUCAGAUAUGGAGACAGUUUUGUUGGAUUUAAGAAAAAUGGUGAGCUGUUUUUAGAUGUUGGUGGAGAGCUAACUUCUUACUCCAAGACCAAAAAUGGGAGUUGUAGACUUCGGGGCACUAAAAUUUCUAGAAUUGAGCCGUUUUAUUUGGACUCGUACGUAGAGAGUCUAGUUUUGUUGAAUGAAGCAAGUUGGAUCUCAGCUGACAAUCCUUCUCCAGGUAAUGAAGCGAAUAGAGUUUCAAAGAAGCAUUCUUCUCAUGUUCCUGAUCUAGACAACAAGAAGAAGAUUAUGGAGAGUCCUGAAAUAGUUGAUGAAGAAAAUAUAGUUUUGGAUGGAGAUGGUUCUAGUUCUAAGGAGAAGGAGAAGAAGAAGAAGAAUGGGAUGAACAUGGAGAGUGCUGAUGAAUUGCCUGGGAAGAAUAAUUUUAGUGCCAGUGCAGACACUGCUGAAAAGGAAGCUCAUAAAGCAGCAAAGGAUCUGCCUUCUUCUGGUUCCAAUGCAGACAAGAAGAAAGGGACAAAGAAGAAGAAUGAGUAA
Molecule: messenger RNA, 2619 nt
Organism: Dovyalis caffra
Lineage: Eukaryota; Viridiplantae; Streptophyta; Magnoliopsida; Malpighiales; Salicaceae
Source: the annotation of a GenBank genome assembly